Molecule: messenger RNA, 1380 nt
Organism: Penicillium malachiteum
Lineage: Eukaryota; Fungi; Ascomycota; Eurotiomycetes; Eurotiales; Aspergillaceae
Exons: 2
Coding region: 1-1380 (459 amino acids)
Source: RefSeq, a predicted model, not a curated record
AUGUCGACGGCAGUUGCAUCCGCGGCUGCGGCGCCCUUAUCCUCGCCGCAUACCACCCGUGAUCCCAGCCCCAAGAACUGCCCGACCUUAAUUCCUCCGCCUGCGGUGAAUUCCUCUCCACCUCGGCCAACAGCUUCGCGAGAUGCGCCGCAAGGAACACCCGAGAACAAGGCCCCAUCGCCGUCUCAAGGCAGUGCCGGUCCGAAGAUAACCGUGAAAAAGGAACCGGCUUCUCCUCCGCGCAUGAGUCGCCCUCGUCCCCGAAAGCUGGAUCUCUCGACAAGUCUUCCUACCUCCAGCGGUUUGACCGUCCGACCACCCGGAGGGCCCAUGACCGCUCGCGACGUCAGUAUGCAAGAUGUAGGCCUAGCCUGCUUGUCGCCGGGCUUUCAAACCCAUGAUCCAGUGAUGAGAGAACAGCUUCAGCGGAGUCUCUCCGUGCGCGAUCAACAGCGAUCAAUAAUCGAGUCGCGACUACAGAGAUCUGCCAAGGAUGAUGGACCGGACGGUAUCAGGCCAUCUAUGGUGGGUUUCAUGGGAAUGCCACCAACAGGUAGCUCAAAGCGACGCCCGCCGCCAGGUCUCUCAAUCGUUCCACCUUCGGCAUCGCAAUUCGCAAAUGAGCGAGUCAUUCAAUCUGCUCCAUUGAACCAGAGCUUUACCGGUCGAUACCAACCCCAACCAUUGACCCGCCAUGUUGUCAACCAGAGCCCAACUCUAGGCUCGACUUCUCACAUGCAUCAGAUCCCGGCUCCUCAGACCAACAAUCGCUUGCCUCCACUAUCAGAUGUAUUUGGGUCCGAUGCACUUGGCGCCCGGGAUAGAGAACCCGUCCGUCAGACUCUAUACGUGAAUGCGUCGAGCAGCAAUUCUUCGCAGUCCAAUUUGGCCCCCAUGCCAUCGCCGGGACUGCCACCAAAUACGUCUCAGACCCCCACUCGGCUCCGUGAAUAUCGGUCUGCGGAAGAAGCCGUGCAGGAAUUGUCUGGCGGUCGGGAAGAUCUACUUCCCCGAAUCGUGCAUUAUGGGGGCCAUCAACCUCCUACUCCACCGUCGCCUCAGACUUUGUAUGCAGCUCCCAAAACGGCCCCCCUGGUGAGUGAACCAGGCCCCAUGGUGCCUCCGGCCCCUACUUUCCCGCCUGCCGAUAUCACUGCACGCCGUCGUCCUCGCAGCGAAUACGAAAAUGACAACGGUAGCCCACCUUUGGGCCAUGGUCCUGAUUCUCAUUUCCGACCAAAUCCUGCAACCAUGCCUGGCCCCAAUGCUACUUUCCAUGGUCCCUUUGGAGCAGGAAGAGAUUCACCCGAGACUCAACGGAAGAAGAAAGAAGAGUUCCUCGGCCUUUGUUCCCGGGCCUGGGAUCUCUUCCACUCGUGA